UCGAGACGACGAAUGAAAUAAUGGAACAGAGUCAAAAUCGGUCCCGUAUUGGCCACCGUGCAGUGAAGUGGUGUUCAUCAUCAAGGGCAGCAAGCGGUUCACCUACUGCGCCGAGUAAGGCAAUGGAGUGAAUGCACAACCGCCGGUGAUGAAGAGCCGCACAUCAAACACGAUGACCAUCCAUCCAUCGAUUCAUCCAUCGGUUGAGAGGGACAGCCAACAAAACCAAGCCAAAACCUCGCUCACAGACACACCCACGUACGGCAGACAGGCAAGCAUCGCAAGUCACACAAGGAAAGGGGCGGCCAGCCACUCCUCACUUCCAGAUCCAUCCAUCCAUCCACGCACCAUCAGGAAGCGCAUGCAUCACGCAGCAAACAGGCGUUGUUCAGCUACAGUGGCUAGGUAGUGAGGGUAUGGCUGGCUGGUCCUGGCUAAGCGGCUAGAGAGGUCGGUCACUGCCUCCUGUGCGUGACGUGGUUCUUAAUGUGUGGUUGUUGUGCUGAGGCGUGCCGAUGGGAAACAGUUCCGGCCCGACCACGGGGUGGGCCGCCUCUUCGGCAGCCCGCUCCUCCUUCUCGGCCUCACCAGCGUCAUACAUACGGUCCUACACACACGCACACAUAUGGAUGGAUGGAUGGGCACACAGCCAGAUAGAUGGGCAUGGUCGGCUAGUGGUGUGUACCAGAGGUUUGAUUUUGAUGUCUGCGUAUGGCUGUUCUUGUUUGACGUCGAUGAAGCCCUUGGUUCUGAGCACCAGCAGCUCGAAGAACCCUCGGGCCACCUGAUCGACCGAUGCAACAGCACAGGUGUGCAGCAAGUGUGCUGCUGUGUGCUGGGGUGCUCGCUGCCCGACUGACCGUUUCGCGAUUCAUGCCCUUGCAGACUUUCUUGAAUGAGAGGUCGCCGUCCUUAGCCUUGCUCUUGUCGGCCAUCUCCUUCAGAUACAUCAUCAUCUGACCCACCACACACAGCACAGAGCAAAAUCGACCACAUGUUUGCAUUCUCAUUACGCGUGCGUGUGUCGGUUUCUUACACACCUUGGUGGUGUUUCUGGAGUAUCCGAUGAAGUUCUGCUGCUGGCUGUUUUGCUGCUCCGACUCGCGGCGCUCCAACACACCCUCCGGCCCCUGACGCAACACAUCAGCUAAUCCACCACCAUCACCUACUGCAAAAGCACCAACAAGCAACAACAAGCACAUGAAAGGACGGGCGGACGGACGUCUGCUUGGUGGCAUUUAUAACACACUCACCGUGGUCCUCCGGGUCUGAUGGCUGUCCGUCCAUCUCCUCCUCGUUGCGGCCAGGAGGGGCGGGAGGGGCCGCCGCGGCAGCAGCAGCGUCACCAUCAGCUUCAGGCUCAACACCUGGACACAUACAUGACAGACAGACAAGGGGAGAAGAAUGCAACCUAAAGCUGCUUGGCUUGCUGUGCGGAUAAUGCUGCCGCUAUGUUAUUUACCGUUCUGCAUCGGCUCCUCCUGGUCCUCAUGCUCACUGCAGACAGCAGAGAGGACCACAACCACGAGAGCACCUUUCGGUCUGCGUGCGUGUGUGUUGCAUGUUGUGUGUUGUGUUUUGUGCCUACCGCAGGUCCUCCAGUCCGGCGGGCAUGAAGUCGCCCAGGUCUAUGUCCUCCGCGCCCUUCAUGUCCAUCUCGUCGUCCAGCGGCUCCUCCUUGGCCGCACCGCCUGACGGGAUGUAGCCCUCCAAACGACGCCUACAUGAAACACACACACGCACAACAAAGACACACGGAUACAGGGGGUGUGUAGGUGUGUGAGGUGAUGUGAUGUGAUGUGGUCUGGUGGCCUGUGUGUACUUCUGUCCUGCGUUGAUGCGUUUCAGGAGCCUCGUCAAACGCUUGCCCAAACCUGAACGGCAGGCACAGACGGACCGAAAUAUGAGCAUGCGGGCAGUCGUGUCCAUCGCCCCCCUGUGUGUCUCACUGAUCUCCAUCAUGUGACGUGCUGACCGUGUAUGUGUACGGGUAUGGGUGGCAUGAGGUCGGGGUCGAUGGGGUAGGGCGGGUAGCUCCGGUCCAGGAUGUCGUCACGGUUCUGUAUCCAGUCCUCCGUCACGCUGCCCACGCACAGACGGACAUCACACACACGAGGGGUGCAGAGCGAGCGUGUGCAUGUGUGUGUGUGGUUUGCGCACGUACGCUUGGGUCAGCAUCGUGGUGGAGUCGACUUUGGUGGGCUUGUGGCGGUCGACUUUGGUGGGCUUGUCGCGGCCGCCUCCCUUCUGCUUCUGCUUAGCCGCGCCGCCCUCAGCCACAACAUCGCCGUCACUACACACACCACACACAGCACCAAGUGUUCUCUUCUCCCUCUCUCUCCCUCUGCCCAUGAUAGGGUGUGCUGUGCUGUGCGUACACUUCUUCAUCCUGGUCUAGUCCCAGAUCCUUCCAGAACUCGGGCUCGUUCUCGAGGGGCGGAGGCGAGUCGUCCAGACCACCAUACAUGUCCGCACCGUCGAGGUCGGGCGGCGCCAUGUCCUGGAAGCCAUCCUGGUUGGCCGACAUGGGAGGCAGCUCGCCAUCGCCUUCGCCGCGACCAGCAGGAGACUGAACACAUGGGAAGCACACAUGGGUUGACCGUGUGGUGUUCUUCGUGUGUGGUGUGGUGUGGUGUGGUGUGGUGUACCCUGCGAUGUGCGGUGGAUCCGGGAGGGGCCUCUGAGGGCGCGCCUUCCCCUACGUCGCCAAACACAUCCGCAUCCUGACACCGACACACACAAGAGAACACGGAUCAGAGGAUGGCCCAUCGUUCUGGGUGAAGUCUUUGGCUGGCGUCACGUCACCUGCAGGUCCUGCGCGGCCGCAGCUGCAGCAGCCGCCUCGCCACGAGGACGCUCUAUGUCUAUGUCCAUCUGUAUGUACAUAUUGAUAGACACACAUGACCAAUACGCAGUUCAUUUGGUCUUCUCAUCUGGCUUACGGCGUUGUCACCCUCCCCUCCGAUGCCCUCCUGCCCUCCGCCUUCGCCGCUACCGCCACCACCACUCGCACCGUCGAGCACCUGACCAAAGCACCGAAGGGAUCCAUGCAUGCUGCGUGUUGUGUUGCAUUGUCCCAUCUUGCCCACCCACCCACCGGUCCUGCAUCGGGUGCUGGGGGUGAUUCGCCCCCCUCUGGCUCUCCAGCAGGGGCGGCAUCUGCGUCUGCAUCCGCAUGUGCGGCAGGCGCGGGCGAAGGUGUGCGGGGGGCGGGAGCAGCGUCCAGGUCUCCCAGUCCAUCCAAGUCACCACCCAUUCCGAACUCGAAACCACCAAUGUCGUCAACACCCAUACCACCAUCCUCAAACUCAUCUGAGCACCGCAAGGUAGGUAAAGCGGGGGGUCAGGUGCGUCCAUGUCUGUGUGUGUGUGUGUGUGUGUGGUCCGGUCCUCACUCCUGGGCAGCAUGUUCAUGUCGUCUAGGCCGCCCAGCAAGUUGUCGUUGGCCUGGUCCGCCAGAGCGAUGUUCGCACGCUGACCACCACUGAACCAUCACCAACCACACAGACGAGAACACCGCAUAACCACCACAGAACACACAGCGGGGGCAUUGUGCGUGGUGGUGGUGUUGUGACUACCGUGUGGCCGGUGUGGGUAGAUUGGGCUGGUCGGGCACGUCCUCGAACACGUCCUCGCCGUCGAAGGGCUGCGUAGGGCCACCCAAAUCCGGACCACCAAUCGCACUGACACGCACACCAGACAGACACAAGACAUCCAUCCAUCAAUCUUCCGCAGCGAUGGUGUGUGCUCUGUCUGUUGCUGGCUGUGCGCACUCACCGCAUCUCAUCGUCUUGCUCUUGCUGUCGCGACGUGGCAUCCUUACGGCCGCGCUUCUCGCCAUCCUUGUCGCCGCGAGACUCGUAUUGCUGACACACACCAAACACACACGAUGGCCAAGAAACACCAUGUGAUGAGUGGAGAGGGCGGGUCAGAUGACGCAGUCAGUCACCUACCUGGUUGAGCUUGUGGAGCAUGUCGAUGCACUCCUGAGAGGAGAGGAGGCAAAUGCAUAGAUCCGCACAGACGCAGUCAUCCUCCGCCUGUUUCCUCUCCCCCCUUCAUUCGAUUUGCCAUUGUGAAUGCGUACCGCUUCGUGGUAGACCGUUUUUGCGAGGAAGAGCCUGGAUACGCCGAUGAGUGCGCUGCUGGUGAGUCUGAGGCUGCUGGACACGCCGGAGGGGUCGCUGAGGAGCUCCUCGAUGGCGAGUCCGAUGUCGACAUCCUGCACCUCGCGCUUCUUGAGCUUCUUGUCCGACUGGAACGCCGCCACCCACACCGGCGUCAGCGACUUGUUGCUCGUGAAGUUCAACGAGUUCAUGACGGUCACUGACGCUGAUGCGAUGGCUGGCUAUCAAAGAGGGGUGCAACCAACAAAGUGAUGGAAAAUGUCUGGCGCCCCUCGCUCAGCCCAUCCUUUCGUGCGCGUCA
Molecule: messenger RNA, 4428 nt
Organism: Vitrella brassicaformis
Lineage: Eukaryota; Vitrellaceae
Source: the annotation of a GenBank genome assembly